This is a messenger RNA of Hermetia illucens (black soldier fly), 2295 nucleotides long. Its product is annotated as beta-1,3-glucan-binding protein-like. The transcript has a single exon. Gene Ontology annotation, biological process: carbohydrate metabolic process. Gene Ontology annotation, molecular function: hydrolase activity, hydrolyzing O-glycosyl compounds; carbohydrate binding. Lineage: Eukaryota; Metazoa; Arthropoda; Insecta; Diptera; Stratiomyidae. The coding region runs from base 28 to 2199 and encodes 723 amino acids. The record is from RefSeq and is a predicted model, not a curated record.
UAGACGCGAGUUCGCUGAUUAGACACAAUGGUCCCUAAGCUUUUCAUCACUGGCAUAACUUUAUUUGUAAUUUUUAUUCUGAAUUUUAACGGUGUUAAAUCGCAACAAAGGUUUCUAAGUGCCCCAGUAUUUGGAAAAGUUGGAGAAUUUGAAGUGUUUUGCCCAAGCAGUUUCCGGAUAACAAUUCCAUCGAAAAUUGAUACCACUUUUGCAACUUUCGAAUGUACGCACUUCAGUCAAGCCUAUAAGCAAUCGUUUACGUGGUUUGCAGAUAUGCGUCCAAAAAAUGGUUUACUCACAUUUGAGAACAGCAGCACAGCUAAUAUUAACAUCGGAGAUGUGAUUUUCUUGAACAUAAGUUUAACUGCGUUUGGAGAGCGAAUGGACUACACAUGGGGAAAAAGCAUUGUAGGUGGUGAAAAUGCUAAACCGGUAGCCGAAUGUAUGCCAUGGACACAAGUCCUACUAAAAAUUGUGGAGCCAAGUUCUGCGAAGUUUGUUUCCGAAACUAUACAAUUGGGUGUGUUUAAACAAAAAGGGUUCGAACUAUCACUUCCUGCAGGAAAUGAUAUCAAGUUCAUGACCUUCGAAGGAAAUCUAUACGACGAGAAUGGUGUAUUUCUAAUUGAUACGUGGAUUGCAGAUGAUGUGCGUCCACAAAAUGGUCGACUAAAAUACACAAACUGUACAUCAAAUAUUGAGAUCGGAAAUAAGUUCAAAUUCGAAAUAAACCUUAGAACAUUUGGUCAGACACAGCGUUAUAUGACUGGAAUAUUUGUUGUGUUUGAUUACAUUCCCGAUACUAGGGCUGAAUGUAGGCCAUCGGUCGCACCCCAGAUGAAGCAAUCGGGUCUUGAAUCGGUAAAAGUGGAUGUGUUUUACCCAAGUGGUUUCCAGGUAUCAAUUCCUGCAGGAAAGGAUAUCACCUCCAUGACUUUCAAUGGCAGACUCAACCAAGAAUUAGAUAAUUUUGGAGCCAGUCAAUGGGUUGCAUACGAUAUACGCCCUAAAAAUGGUCAACUAACGUUUCAAGACAACACAUCAAACCUCAGAAUUGGAGAUGUAAUCUACUACCGAAUAACUGUCACUGCAUUUGAACAGAGACAACAAUACCCGGAUGGAGUACACAUAGUGACGGGUUACAUUAACAAAGUGGGACACAGGAGUAUUUGGCGGCCUCCACCGACGGACGACACGAGUGCUGAAUGUAAGCCAUCGAUAACGGCCGUGAAUGGUAUUCAACAGAAGUGCGCGGAACGUCUAAUAUUUUAUGAAGAAUUCUCAGGGAAUCGAAUCGAUACCUCCAAAUGGACUCCACAAGAACGGUUUGCUGGUCAACCUAACUUUGAAUUUGUUACAUAUUUAAGGCACCAAGAUGUAAUUUACGUCAACCGAGACCAUCUUUCCAUAGAGCCGAAACCCAUAACAGAUAUUUAUGGAGAUACUAUUUUCGACUCCAAUCUCACGCUCAAUCUUCAAGCAGAUUGCACUGGAGAACUAGAGACAAGUGAUUGUAUUAGGAGAAAUGCUGUUGAUAUAGUACCUCCAAUAGCGUCAGGUCAAAUUACAACAAAAGGAUACUUCAGCUUUUCGUAUGGUUCUGUUCAAAUUAGGGCUAAGCUUCCCGAUAUUCCUUGGUCCUUCGUGCAAUUCUUUCUAGAACCUACAGAUAAUGCAUAUGGCAAAUACAACUUCAGUUCUGGACAAAUGCGAGUGGCAUUUGUUACUGGAUUGGAUACAUGCACCCUUUCAGGUGGCAUUAUUUCGAAAGGUAGCAGCGCGUUCCGAAACCAGUUUACAUGCCAGAAAUCAUGCAGUAAUAAUCGAAAAUGGAGUUCCGAUUAUCAUAUUUACGGUUUAAAAUGGACCCCAACCUCCGUCACUCUGUCCGUAAAUGGAGAGCAAUAUUGUAAUAUAGAUCCAAUAAGGAAGUCCUUCUUCAACCAGUCCCUCAGAAUGAUGAAUUUCUCCUCAGCAUUCCGCCGACCAGCGACGGAGAUGGCACCAUUCGAUCGACCAUUUCAUCUAACGAUUGGUCUAGGAAUUGGCGGACAUAUCGAGUUUGACGACGGACUACCAGAUAAACCAUGGUAUAACCUUGAUCCACGAAGCAUGCGUAGGUUUUGGCGUCACUUUAAAAACAGGACUUACCCUAGAGGAAAAUUGGAAGUUGAUUACAUUAAAGUCUUCACUGUAUAGAUAACUAAGUGUUACUCGUGCCUUCGAUCGCUAAGUUUAUUGCAAUGACGUAAUAUAUUUUAUAUGAGUAUCCGGAAUAUGUUAAAAUGGCACUUG